AAGCUACACUUCUCCACACCUCUAAAGAUAUCACAGGAUAUUAGUGAAAGGUACUGAGUCAAGAAAUUGAAGCUACUCCCCUUCCUUGGAUCAAACCUGAUUUCCUCUCAUUCACCAGGAAAUCCAGCCGUGAGAAGAGUGGAAGCAGUACCUACAAUGGAGAAGAAUUGGCAAUAAAUUAAGAAAAAAUAUUAUGGAAAGCGAGGGUUUUUGUCUACAUAAAAUGUAAAAAAAAAAAAACUAUAUAUUUAAUAUAGUGUAUAUUGGAGCAAGCUCCCAGCAACAGGCACAAACCAUCUCUGACAGCAAGAUCAAGUAAGAAGACCUCGAGCAUUUCUGAAAUCAACAGAAGGUUCUUAAGAGUUAAAAUAGGAAGAGGUAGAAGAUAAUGACUACUACUUCCUGGUACCGUCGCAUACUCUGGAACUACAAGGGCAACCGCGAGUAUGCCAAAUAUCACCAACGUGGAUAUGACUGAAAAAUGUUGGGGAAAAAUUGAACUUAAAAAAAUGAAGAUGAGACAAGAUAUGAAGAGAUAAAAACAGUAGAUGAGGACACAGCAUACAAAAACAACAUACACAUGUAUUUAAAAGGAAAAUACAGACCUGGAGAUGGGGGAUGCACCAUAACAAUACAGCAGUAUAAUAACUCCAGGGUCAAAGAUGAGUGGAGGAGAAAGUGGACCUGGAGUAUUCACUCCCAUCUGAAACAGUGGAGAGUUCCUGCUUCCCAUAUAUGUUUAAAGCUGGGAGUGGCUUUGACCUUGCCCGUGCCAGAUUUGUGGAGGAAGAUCUUGAGGUAGACUGCUCCAAUCGUCACUACAUCAUCACAGGAUGCAACACUGGAAUUGGGUUUGAGAUAGCUGUAGCUGUGGCUAAGAGGGGUGGCAUCCUGCAUAUGGUGUGUCGCAACGAAGCCUCGGCCAAGACAGCACGCUCGGAGAUCAUCACCACCACUGGCAAUGAUAAAAUCUACCUUCACUGUGUGGAUUUGUCGCGGCCGAGGGAGGUGACUAUGUGGGCUGCCAAGUUUGCUGCUCAGCAAGAACAAAUCCACGUUCUUGUCAACAAUGCGAGUUGCCUUCUGAAUGAGCGGCACUUGGAUGAGGAUGGCUGUGAGAUAGACGUCAGUUUUGCUGUCAACACACUCUCCCCCUACAUCCUAACAGUCAACCUCCUGCCCGUCCUCCAAAGAAGUGAGGAUGCCCGUGUGAUUAAUGUUUCCUCGGCUGGGAUGCUGUGUGUACGACUGGACCCUCAUGACUUGAUGCACACACAGAUUAAUCCUUACGAUGGUCAACUCUUCUACUUCCAGAGCAAACGUCGACAGGUUGCAAUGACAUUGUGGUUUGCUCAGAGGUAUGACAAAGUGCACUUCUCCUCUAUGCACCCUGGCUGGGUUGACACUCCUACCAUGAAGAACUCCGUACCUCAGAUCUAUGAAACGAUGAAGGAGAACCUGCGAUCACCGAGCGAGGGUGCUGACACUGCUGUCUGGCUCGCCAUCUCAAAGGCUGCCCUCAACCACCCUAGUGGUCUUUUCUUCCAAGACAGAGUUCCAGUCCCAACCCACCUGCCUCUUGCCUGGACAAAAUCAUCCAUAGAAGAGGAAAACCUUCUCAUGGAAAACAUUGAAGCAUUGCGUUUGAAGGUAUUGGGUGUCAUUAGUGCGUUGGUAGCAUUACCAAAGCAAGUAGCACAAGCUGCUCCUGCUGACACUAAAAAAACUUCUCUGAUUGAACCAAAAACAAGUGUAGAGGAAGAUUUAGCUGGAGAACUUACUAAGACGGCCAUUACUGAAAAGCCAGUUGCUGAGCCAGAGGAUGUUGUCAGGAAGACAGUGCUAGCUGCCCCAGCACCUUCUCUAGAGAUGUCAUCUCCCAAAGAAUUAGGUGCUUCAGCAGUGUCUCAUGAAAUGCCAGUUGAAAAAUCGCUCUUAGACCACCAGGUGGAAGAAGUUGUCAUUCUUGAAAAAGAUGGAUUAGAAAAAGAGCUAGAUGCUGCAUCAGCAGGACCCACUAUGGAGAGGGCUACCCUUCCUGAGCCCCUUAAAGUACAGCAGAAAGAGUUUGAUGCUGACUCAGCAGGAUCUAAAGUAGAGAAUGUUCCUCUUCUUGAGUCAUCUGAAGUGCAGCAGUCAGUUACCAUUGAAUCCCUGUCAGCUAGUGUAAAAGCUCAGGUAAAUGAAGUUGAAACAAUCAGCACACCCUCAUCUGAGGCUGACAUGGAGAAGUUAUCCAGUAUAGAGAUUCCCAAAUCUCAGCCAUAACAGAGAUUGAGAUGCCACCUUUUGCAGUGUCUGCCUACAGAGAAUGCAAACUUGAAACUAAGGAGUGAAUUGGUUUGGUAUUAUGUGCAGCUCAUCAAUGAGGUGAUAACUAGUAUCUUUAUUCAUGAAUACUUCUAGUCCUGUUGCUGAUUACAUACAGUUAUAUCCACUGGUUACCUAAAGAGAAAAGUCCAGUAUUUUAACACUUUAGAUAUGACUGAGGUAUCAGUAGCCACAAAGCAGCAAAUAUAUUUAGUGACUGAGAACAAUUUGGGUUAUCUGAAGCAACAUCUGCUCUUUCUAGUGAUGUUACUUCACUUUAGACUUGUAUAACAUAUUAGUCUAUAAAAUCUUGUUUACAUUUGACAGCAAUUGAGUAGGCAAUGGUGAUUAUUUUUCUCAUUGUUGUAGGUAAUUGCCCAUCUGGGCAUUAAUAGUGCUUUAUCAGGCUCACCUAAUUAUUUGCAUGCUUUCUCUCUCCCCUUUACUCCAGGUAAGACAACAGUUCAAAAUCUUAAGAUAGGUUAGAUAAAUAUUUGAAAUAUAAUAUAUGCAAUUUAGUAAAGCUGUGUUAGGCUGCUAGAUUAGUUUUAGUGAACAAAAUUGAUUGGCAUACAAAAAUUUGCAGAAUUUAAUUUUUAUCUGGAUCAGUGGUCAGGUGAGCCCUAUACUGUAUUACCAUUUAGUAACCUUUAUAAUUAUAAAAAUAAUUAUUUGAGAAGAUAUAGUAUUUUAUAGAGGAUAUUUAUUUUAAUAAUUUUACAUAAGAUAAUCAUCAGUGUGAUGUACAUUUUCAUUGUAUAAAGUUAUUCCUUACACUA
Molecule: messenger RNA, 3089 nt
Organism: Cherax quadricarinatus
Lineage: Eukaryota; Metazoa; Arthropoda; Malacostraca; Decapoda; Parastacidae
Source: RefSeq, a predicted model, not a curated record